AGGAAGGAAAAAAAAAAAAAAUUAAUUUAGUAAACCAGGGUUUUCAGAGCCUCUCUUUCAGCCUUCCUUCCUCCUUCCUUUCAACGUUUCAGAAGGAAAAGAAAGGUCCUGUUAUGGACAGUGCUUGUUCAGAGGAAUCUGAAAAACCUAAUCUUUCGGAAAAGGAUGAAGAUGAUGAAGAAGGAGAAGAGAACCCUAAGACCGAAGGAAGCUCAAGCAACAGCACCGUUGAAGAAGGUGAGAGGAAGGUUAGUUCAGGGACUGUGAGACAGUACAACAGAUCCAAAAUUCCAAGGCUUCGGUGGACGCCAGAUCUCCAUAUGUGUUUUGUUCGUGCGGUGGAAAGACUCGGUGGCCAAGAUCGAGCAACACCUAAGCUGGUUCUUCAACUUAUGAACGUUAGGGGCCUUGGUAUUGCACAUGUCAAGAGCCAUUUGCAGAUGUAUCGAAGCAAGAAGGUUGAUGAUUCUGGCCAAGUUACAGCUAAUCCAAUUAGAACACUUAUGGAUCUUGAAGAUCAGCGGAAUUUAUAUAGCCAUAGUCAUCUUUCAAUCUUAAAUGGUUUUGAGCAAAGAUAUUCAAAUAUGAGAUAUAGCUCUUCAUGGAUUGGUCCUGGGUUUUGGAAUUCAAUGAGACCAGAAUCUUACAGCCCUGCAGCUGAUGGCUCCUUCCUCAUGCAUCAGAGACCACUAAGCAAUUGGGACUUCCAUGCACGCAGCUCUUUCAUUAAUGUUCGAGCAAACACAAGCAGUGUUGAGGCAAAACCAAAGCAUGAAGAAUUCAAUUCCAUGCAUGAUAAAGAGAUGGAAAAGCAACAAAAUUUGGGAAUGAGAUCAUGGAAAAGGGAAGACAAUGAACCGGAUCUGAAUUUAUCUUUAAAUAUUGCACCAAGGAAGGAAAAGAGGAAGCGAACAUGGGAGGAAGAUGAGGUAGUAGACAAGAGGCUUUGUCUCUCUUUGUCUUCCACUCUCUCAAGACAGGAAGAAGGAUUGAGAAGGAAAGGCACAAUGUUUAGGGAACUUGAGACUGGGAAUCAGCAAGCAAAGGUGACAAGUACUCUAGAUCUGACUAUAUGAGUAGUAGUGUAGUGAGAUCUUGUGGUACUUGUCCAUUAAUGCCUAGGGAGGUAACGAACAUUUGUUCCUACAUAGCUUCGAUUUCUGUGCAAUGUUAUUUUUCAGUCAUCUUCUAGUUGUGUAGCCUAAUAUGACAGUAAUAACCUUAAUAUAUAUAUUAAUAUAAUGCCUUC
This is a messenger RNA of Phalaenopsis equestris, 1249 nucleotides long. RefSeq names its product putative Myb family transcription factor At1g14600. The transcript has 6 exons. Bases 114 to 1076 code for a protein of 320 amino acids. NCBI's taxonomy places the organism in Eukaryota, Viridiplantae, Streptophyta, Magnoliopsida, Asparagales, Orchidaceae. The record is from RefSeq and is a predicted model, not a curated record. Gene Ontology annotation, molecular function: DNA binding; DNA-binding transcription factor activity.